Molecule: messenger RNA, 1214 nt
Organism: Ostrinia nubilalis (European corn borer)
Lineage: Eukaryota; Metazoa; Arthropoda; Insecta; Lepidoptera; Crambidae
Product: structure-specific endonuclease subunit SLX4
Exons: 4
Coding region: 22-1134 (370 amino acids)
Biological process (GO): DNA repair; DNA replication; resolution of meiotic recombination intermediates
Cellular component (GO): nucleus; Slx1-Slx4 complex
Source: RefSeq, a predicted model, not a curated record
GUAUCAAUUGAUUAUGAUGAAAUGUUUGAUGCAAUAUCAAAAAACGAAACUGAUACUUCAAAACGAGAUCUAUCCCAGAACUCAGUUGCUUCUCAAAUUACUGAUGAGAAAGAUGGCAAUGUAUCAGAGACAUAUAGCAGAAGUUCUCAGGUGUUUGACAUUUCUGAUAAAGAGCUUGAGUAUUCUAUGAAUAAAUCAAGAUAUGAAGGAGCUUGGGGGGUUGAUUUUGGUGGUAUUUCAGUCAUUGACAAUGAUUUGUCUUUACAUAAUCCUGGGAAUAUUGAAAAGGGAACUAGCGAAUCUAUAAACAGAUCUACAAAUGAUAGCUUCUUGCCUGCAGUUGACAUUAAAAGCAGUAUGAUUAAACCAAAGAAGGAAUGUAUAUUAAAGACACCAAAUAUGUUACCUAAAAAUGAACUAGCUACUCCAUUGAAGGCAUUUACAAAUGAUAAUGCAUUUACAGUAGACACACCUACUAGUAGUGAGUAUAUUCUGAAGACUGACCAGGUGACUCCGAUGCUAGAUUUUGCAGCAAUGUCUACACCAGACAGGAAUAGAGAAUUAGACAAAUAUGGACUUAAGCCUUUUAAGAGAAAAAGAGCUAUUCAACUACUGACCCACCUGUACAAUCAAACUCAUCCCGUUGUAGAAUCCUGUCAAGAGGAGCUACCUUCUCCUUCCAAAAGACGGAAAACCAGCCAAGAAUCGCCUAAAAAUCACAAAUCUCCAAGAAAAUCACCAAGAAAAAUGUUGAAAUCGCCGACAAAAAAAUCUCAAGCAGUAGACAAUUUAAACGAUUGCAGUAAAGACAGUAAUGUGUAUGAAGUGACUAAUGAAGUUCCAGAAAUAAAAGCAAUCUUGUGUUCAGAAGAAGACUGGGUCUUUCAGAAACGGGAAAAGGCUAAGGUGCACUCCUGCCGUGUUCCAUUGCAUAUAUCGCUUCACAACUACGUGUCGUGUAGACGAAAACUAUAUGAGGCUAUAUUGCGUUACGAGCCCGUUAACAUUGACGUUAUACAUAAGGAGUUGGUGGCCAGCGGACAUCGCUACGAUCCAAAGGAUCUUUUGAGGUACUUGGACAAGAAAUGCAUAACCGUUAAAACAGCUGACAACAACGCAAGGAGUAAAAGAUAAUUAAGUUGAACAUAAAUCAUGAUAAUAUUUAUGUAAAUAUUAAAAUUAAACUAGUAAAUAAAAAUGUAUUUUUUACUUUA